Messenger RNA from Cladophialophora bantiana CBS 173.52, 1176 nucleotides. RefSeq lists its product as uncharacterized. NCBI's taxonomy places the organism in Eukaryota, Fungi, Ascomycota, Eurotiomycetes, Chaetothyriales, Herpotrichiellaceae. The transcript has 2 exons. Bases 1 to 1176 code for a protein of 391 amino acids. The record is from RefSeq and is a predicted model, not a curated record.
AUGCCCAUCCCGCCACGGCAGAGAUAUUCCCCAAAUCAGCUCUACAAGGCAGACAUUUUGAGCGGUUCACUAAAUGACGGAAGCUUUGAUAAUCCCAAGAUGUGUGGACGCUCCCGCCCGGCGACAGCAAUUCCAAUCGACACGGCCAUAGAGCAGUGCUUGACAAACACAAUCUUUGCUCAGCAGGGACCCCCACCUGGAAUGAAUGAUUUUAAUUCGCUUUUUCAAAACUUCCCUCACGAUGCGUUGGACUCAUUUAUGCCGCAAGGCAGCAUGUUGGAUGGCCGAACCACCACUGGUGACGAUCUUCACACGCCAAAAACUGUGCUGGAAGCGAAGACACCUGGCUCAGGCGAGCUGUGGCCUUGCACGGUGACAAGCUACGACCCACCUGCGCUCGGUGGAAUUACGUCGCCCCAGCCUAGCGCUGCUCAGCUACACUUGAAUCCUGGGCUGAAUUGUUGCGAAAUCGACCCUACCUUUGUUCCAACACAACAGGUUGGAUUUGAUUCGAGUUCGUUGAACUAUCCGCCUUUGCCCGAACUACCUUCAUCUGGUGAUGAUCAUUUUGACUUCCAGAGUGGUCCCUCAGUCCCCACCAUAGACCAAUAUCUUCCGGCUAUGCAUUAUCAGGAACUGGAACCAUCAUCUGUACUCGAUCAGGAUGCUCAAUAUCCAGACCUCUGGGCAUGCGAUGCUACCAUUCAAUCACCGUCAAGCCUCACAAGUAGUUCGGUACCGCCAGGCAGACACCUAGGAGUGAAGAACGGACAACGCGACACCUCGAAAGACACGCUUCUGGUACAAUUGAAAGACCAGGGAAUGUCAUACAAGGUGAUCAAAGAGCGGUUGCAGUUUGAGGAGGCAGAAUCAACGUUGAGGGGAAGAUAUCGUGCCUUGACCAAGCCAAGGGAGGCAAGACUGAGAAAACCAGAAUGGGGAGAUAGGGAUAUCCAGCUGCUAUUUGAAGCAGUCUCGCAUUGUUCGAAGUCGAAUCCCAUCAAUCUGCAGGUUGCCACAGACCUUGAUGCCAUUUCCAUUGGUCAAUUUGUCAACAAAGUACCGUGGAAGCAAGUUGCUGAGUACAUGGAAAGCAGUGGCGCAUACCGAUAUGGUAAUGCCACAGUGAAGAAGAAAUAUCUUGAGGUCUUGAGGAAUCGAGGCACCCCUGUUUAA